Molecule: messenger RNA, 3506 nt
Organism: Epinephelus fuscoguttatus (brown-marbled grouper)
Lineage: Eukaryota; Metazoa; Chordata; Actinopteri; Perciformes; Serranidae
Gene: mmp24
Product: matrix metallopeptidase 24
Exons: 10
Coding region: 284-2140 (618 amino acids)
Biological process (GO): proteolysis; collagen catabolic process; extracellular matrix organization
Cellular component (GO): extracellular matrix
Molecular function (GO): zinc ion binding; metalloendopeptidase activity
Source: RefSeq, a predicted model, not a curated record
UCUUGUAGCCAGGCUUCCCCAGCUGUUCCGCUCCACCUCAGUGAGCCUGCGCAAUGGCCACUCGUCAAGUGUAGGAAACCAAUAGCGCGUCUGAAUAGCCGAACCGGGAGAGAGGGAGAGACAACACACACACACACACACACACACACACACACGGAGAGACACAGUGAAAACAGACGGGAUGAAGCACGGGCGCGCGGACUGUUUGCUCCGGUAAACAAGCGGAGCAGGAGCCUGGAAAUCACCGGCGGAAAGCGGAGGGGGGGAUUUCGGGGACACAGCCAUGGCGACGGGAGGAGGAGGAGGAGUGAGGCGGAGGAGGAAAGCGGGGCUCCCGGGAUUCUGCUGGAAAACCUGCUACUUUCCUAUUUUGUUCUGGGUCGUUUCCGUCUGCGGGGAGGAGAAGACGCUGAUUGUGGAGACGUGGCUGGAGAACUACGGCUACCUGCUGCCUCACGACGUCCGCACGUCAGAUCUACGAGAGGAGAACGCCAUGCAGUCUGCCGUGGCUGCCAUGCAGCGCUUCUACGGCAUCCCUGUGACGGGAGUACUGGACAAGACGACUAUAGAGUGGAUGAAGAGACCUCGCUGUGGCGUCCCAGAUCGUUCCCAUAUCUUCUACCGGCCGAGGAAUAAACGCUACGCUCUGACGGGACAAAGAUGGAGAGAUAAAAAGAUCUCCUACAGCAUAUCUAACUUCACCCCUAAAGUGGGAGAGAAGGACACCCAGAGAGCGAUUCGACAAGCCUUCAACGUGUGGCAGGCGGUCACUCCGCUCUCCUUCCAGGAGGUGCCGUACUCAGAGAUCAAGAACGAGGGUAAGGAGGCUGACAUCAUGAUCUUCUUCGCCUCGGGUUUCCAUGGUGACAGCUCUCCUUUUGACGGAGAGGGGGGUUUCCUGGCCCACGCCUACUUCCCCGGCGCCGGCAUCGGAGGAGACACACACUUUGACUCUGACGAGCCCUGGACACUGGGCAACGCCAACCACGAUGGUAAUGAUUUGUUCCUGGUGGCGGUCCAUGAGUUGGGUCACGCGUUGGGUUUGGAGCACUCCAACGAUCCCAGUGCCAUCAUGGCUCCUUUCUACCAGUACAUGGACACGCACAACUUCAAACUGCCUCUGGACGACCUGCAGGGCAUCCAGAAAAUCUACGGCAUCCCCACUGCCAUGCUCGAGCCCACUCGGCCGUUACCCACCUUACCAUCUCGACGGACACACUCCACCUCCGAACGCAAGCAUGACCGUCACUCCCGUCCGGCGCGCCCACCCGGCGACCGGCCCGCACUGCCUGGAAACGGCAAACCCAACAUCUGUGACGGCAACUUCAACACCGUGGCCUUCUUCAGACGGGAGAUGUUUGUCUUCAAGGACCGGUGGUUUUGGCGUCUGAGGAACAACAAGGUGCAGGAGGGUUAUCCCAUGCAGAUCGAUCAGUUCUGGAAGGGCCUGCCGCCUCGCAUCGAUGCUGCCUACGAGAGAUCUGACGGCAAAUUUGUCUUCUUCAAAGGAGAUAAGUACUGGGUGUUUAAGGAGGUGACGGCUGAGCCUGGUUACCCUCACAGCCUGGUGGAGCUGGACAGCUCCCUCCCGAAAGAUGGCAUCGACACGGCGCUGCGCUGGGAGCCGGUUGGGAAAACCUACUUCUUCAAAGGGGACAAGUACUGGCGCUACAAUGAGGAGAAGCGCACAGUGGACCCAGGGUACCCCAAAACCAUCACUGUGUGGAAGGGAAUACCGGACGCACCGCAGGGAGCCUUCAUCAGCAGGGAGGGAUACUACACGUACUUCUACAAGGGGAAGGAGUACUGGAAGUUCGACAACCAGAAACUGACGGUGGAACCCGGCUACCCCAAGUCCAUUUUACGCGACUGGAUGGGCUGCGACCAGUCUGACAUGGAGCACUCCGGCAGCAAGGGUAACCGCGGAGACCGACAGCUGCCCCUUGAUGACGUGGACAUCAUGGCGACUAUAAACGAUGUCCCGACGACGGUCAACGCCAUCGCCGUGGUGAUCCCCUGCAUUCUGUCGCUGUGUAUCCUGGUGCUGGUGUACACGAUAUUUCAGUUUAAAAACAAAGGCGUGCAGCAGAACACCAUGACGCAGCACUACUACAAAUACCCAGUUCAGGAGUGGGUAUAACAGACUUUCCUUCAAAGAGGUCAAAGUUCAUGGAUUGAAGGGGGUCAAGCAGUGGUCAUACUGUUAGCUAGCUUCCGUUGGCUAAUAGCCAAGAACGCUAGUAAAAAAAACUAUGGAAUGUCAAUGCUGAAAGACGCUAAUUGUGCUAGCUAUUGAUAAAAGGGCGGACACUGAAGAUGCUCUGCGGGAGUAGAUUUAGACGCUGGCUCAAAGUGUGUGUAUGCAAGUGUGUGUGAGAGCAAGAUUUGUGCCUGUCUUGUGACACAAGCACGUCAGUGUAAAACAGGAAGGAUACUGAUUUGGGCUUUGUGCAAGACACGUGCAAAACAGACUGAGAACAGCGAGAACAAGUCCGCAAAGACUCCAGGAGGAUCUGAUUGGCUACGGACAGAUAACACUCCUGAUUUGCCCAAAACCUCCAUGGCUAAUACUGCGAUACUGAACUUUAACUAUUUCUUCUGGGACCUACAACACAACUCUCCUUCUCAGUGAAAAUAAAAAGAAAGAGGAUCUGGAGCAGAAAGAAGAUGCUCCAUAAAGCCAGACACCACCUCCAAGUUUGUUCUAACAACAACUUGUACACGUGAACUACUUCAACUAUCAAGUCAGAUGAAAUUUAAUGAAAAAAAAAAAGAAAAGAAAUUGUUUCAAAAUAUCAAACUUGAAGAUAAAAUGUAGGUAGAAAGGCCAUAACAAAAAGAAAACCAAGGAUCUCUUUGUGGAUCUCUGAAUUUUAUUUAUUUAUAGUCGUAUGAGCUGAAAAACUGUCAAAGAGGACCUUUUUCUCUCUUUUUUCACCACACACACACCACACCACAAGACACAUCUUCAUCACCAUUACAACUUAAAACACCCCUGCUUUGGUUUACACAGCUCGGACUGAUUGGUUUUAGCAGGUGUAGAAUAGCUGGUCAUCAGCGUAUAGUGAUAGAAUGACAGUUCAGCAGCCUUAUCUCUGUCUCAACAGGCCGAACACAUUUGCUUAUAUUUACCAAACUGCGAACAACCAGGGCUCGUGUGUAUCAAACUUACUCAGAGUGAAACUUCAUUAUAGUAUUUAGGGAUGUACGAUAUUGGAUUGAACAACUCAUUUGACCAAUAACUGAUACCGAUAUCGAUAUAUAUACACUUUUUUCUCUACCUAAUUUUAGUGAUCAUCAAGUCUCUUCUGUUGUGGAUUUAACAUCAUAUUUUGCAUACAUGCUCUUAUUGUGAGGCCCCACCAACUAUGAAAUACAAUACUUUUCAGUGCAUGUAAUAUUCAUUUAUUGUACAAAUUAAGAAAAGCAUGUUUGACGAUUCUCAUUUUAAAGCUGAUUUUGGCUGAUUCUGAUUACAUUUUGAUAUUAUCACGCAUCCCUAAUUA